Messenger RNA from Pelagomonas calceolata, 1457 nucleotides. Lineage: Eukaryota; Pelagophyceae; Pelagomonadales; Pelagomonadaceae. The record is from the annotation of a GenBank genome assembly.
GGGGUACUUUUUUUUGCUGCAGGGGCACCGUCGCCCGGGGACGCCCGGCGUCCCAGCCGAGCAUAGAACCUGCCGGGGGUGCUUAAGAGGCAGAGCCUGCAGCCUGGUUCACCGAUGCGUCUCUUCCCGAGUUUCGUCACGCUCGCGACCGCCCUCGACGCCGAGGAGGCCGCCUGGGUCGCGCGCUGGCGGCGGCCGCCGCAGUCGAAGAAGCACCACUGGCACAGGCUCGCCGGGCCCAUCGACGUCUCGUGUACGUUCCGGUACCGCCUGGGCUUGACGAAAGACGCGGUCGGCGCCGCGGGCCCCGCGCUCGACCUCCGCUUCGACCAGCACCAGCGGUGGCUCUCCGAACCGCACGCGCCGGAGAGCGCCGCGUUCGCGGCGACGCCGCGCCUGUGCGCGUCGGCGGCGAAUCAGGAGGCGCUCGACGGCGCCCCGGCGCACGUCAUGGUCACGUCGUCGCUCGCCUACCUGUUCCGGCUCUGGCCCUACUUCGCGAACCACGUGCGCUUCGCGAAGCGACGCCGGAGGCGGUUCUUCGUGUGGAUCGGCGAGCUGCCGGAGGGUCUCGCGACGACCAUCGGCGGCGCGUGCCGGAGGUCGGCGCAGGGGCACGUGUUACUCGACCAAGGCAUGCUGCCGAGGGACCUCCAGCGCCGGGUCCUGAAGUCGAUCUACUUCCAACGGGAAUCCGCCCAGACGAUCUACAACAGCAACCACUACAACAAGAUGCCCGCCGUGCGCGAGCGGCGUCCGUCGACGGCCGGCGACCCGGGCGCGACUCCCCGGCGCGGUCCGCGCAGGCGCUCGCCGCGCUGGACCACCCGCGCGUCGGCGGCGUCUUCUACGGCGACCUCGACUCGUACUACGACGGCGAGGGAGACGACGUCGCCGCGCUCCACGCCGACCCGAGCGUGGACUACGCGGCCUUCACGAACUCCGGCCCGCAGCACGCCUUCUGGAACGUCAAGGGCUGCGCGUUCUACGCCCGCGACGCGCCGCUCCCGAAGAGACUGCUGGAGGCGUGGCUGCGCGACCGGUGCGGCUUCAAGGACCAGUACCCGUACUGGCAUUCCAUUUUGGUGGAGGGCGCGCGCGCGGGCUGCCUGGCGUACGACGGCGAGAUCUACCGCAUGCUCAGCUACGAGGCGAUGAAGAAGGGGGCCGCCACGUAUCCGUCCCUCGACGUCGCCGCGGGCGCGCUGCGGCAAAAGUGCCCCGCCUUUAGGUUCCGGCCGCACAAGUUCGCGCGGCCGCUGCACCGGAGCGUCGGCCCGGACGCGGUCGUGGGCUUUUCCUACGCGGCGGCCGGCGCGGUCCAUGCGAUGAACGUCUCAAACGUGCUCGCGAACACGCCGGCCGGGGGCGACCUCCUUGGCGCGCUCGGCCUGGCGGGCGUCGACGCGGCGGCGUACUCCUAGUGUUGUGUGGUCUGUAACUCAUUCUGUAGCUCA